Molecule: messenger RNA, 2798 nt
Organism: Otolemur garnettii (small-eared galago)
Lineage: Eukaryota; Metazoa; Chordata; Mammalia; Primates; Galagidae
Gene: TXNDC5
Product: thioredoxin domain containing 5
Exons: 10
Coding region: 154-1245 (363 amino acids)
Biological process (GO): protein folding
Cellular component (GO): endoplasmic reticulum
Molecular function (GO): protein disulfide isomerase activity
Source: RefSeq, a predicted model, not a curated record
GAGCGCGCCCAGCCCCACCGCUCGGCCCUGGCCGCGCUGCUGCUGCUGCUGCUGGGCCAUGGCGGCGGCCGGCGCUCGGGCGCCCGGGCCGAGGAGGCGGGGGCGGCGGCGGACGACCAGGACCCGCACGCCAAGCACCUGUACACAGCCGACAUGUUCACGCAUGGGAUCCAGAGCGCCGCGCACUUCGUCAUGUUCUUCGCGCCCUGGUGUGGACACUGUCAGCGGCUACAGCCGACUUGGAAUGACCUGGGAGACAAGUAUAACAGCAUGGAAGAUGCCAAGGUCUAUGUGGCUAAAGUGGACUGCACGGCCAACUCAGACGUGUGCUCCGCCCAGGGGGUGCGAGGAUACCCCACCUUAAAGUUUUUCAAGCCUGGCCAAGAAGCUGUGAAGUACCAGGGUCCACGGGACUUCCAGACACUGGAAAACUGGAUGCUGCAGACACUGAAUGAGGAGCCCACGACCCCAGAGCCAGCAGCAGAACCGCCCAGAGCCCCUGAGCCCAAGCAGGGGCUGUAUGAGCUCUCAGCAAGCAACUUUCAGCUGCAUGUUGCACAAGGCGACCACUUUAUCAAGUUCUUCGCUCCAUGGUGUGGUCACUGCAAAGCUCUGGCUCCGACCUGGGAGCAGCUGGCUCUGGGCCUUGAACAUUCCGAAACUGUCAAGAUUGGCAAGGUGGAUUGUACACAGCACUAUGAACUCUGCUCGGGAAACCAGGUCCGCGGCUACCCCACUCUUCUCUGGUUCCGAGAUGGGAAGAAGGUUGACCAGUAUAAAGGAAAGCGGGAUUUGGAGUCACUGAGAGAGUACGUGGAUUCGCAGCUGCAGAGAACAGAGACGGGGGGCCCAGAGACGGUGGCUCCCUCAGAGGCCCCAGUGCCAGCUGCUGAGCCAGAGGCCGACAAGGGUACUGUGUUGGCGCUCACUGAAAAUAACUUCGAUGACACUGUUGCAGAAGGAAUAACCUUUGUCAAAUUUUAUGCUCCGUGGUGUGGCCACUGCAAGAAUCUGGCCCCUACCUGGGAGGAGCUCUCUAGGAAGGAAUUCCCUGGUUUGGCGGCGGUCAAGAUCGCUGAAGUAGACUGCACGGCUGAGCGGAAUAUUUGCAGCAAGUACUCGGUACGAGGCUAUCCCACAUUAUUGCUUUUCCGAGGAGGGAAGAAAGUCAGUGAGCACAGUGGAGGUAGAGACCUUGAAUCGUUACACCGCUUUGUCUUGGGCCAGGCCAAAGAUGAGCUAUAGAAACCCAGGUGGAAGUGGCCUCUCCGGCCUGGCCUCCUGCACCCAGCGUGUAGGGGUUAAAUCACACGGACAUCGCUGAAUUUCAGAUGGUGGUUGUUUAGAAAGCUGAAUGUACUCAACUUGUGGUAUCUUUGUGUGUGUGUUAAGCCAGCACACCCUACGGAUUCCUUACUAAGUUUCUCUAAGUAAAUGUGUAACUCAUGGUCACUAUGUAAACUAAACAUUUUCAGUGGCGAUGCGUCCCCUUGAACCUUCUCUAGAUGAAUUUUAAAUGGUUUCCUUUGAGAUGAAAAUAGAGUUGAGAAAAAUCAAAUUGCUGGACUAUUUUUGGCUCCUGAAUGAUUUGGGGGGAAAGCAUCAUUCAAAAUAACAGGUUUUUUUUUAACUGCCCACAAGUUCUGGAAAGGUGGCUUUGGGACAGUAUUGACAUUCCUCUAAUGUGAAGGUCACAACUGACUUAAUAAUGUGGUUGAUCCGUAGCUUGGAACAGAUUUAAAAUGAAAAGCCCCAUCUGGAAGAUACUUUGACAUCCACUACUGGAUUUUUUGUUUCUGUUAAGUCUUCUCUCAUCGGGAGAGGUUAGCCAUAAUGAAAGCAGCGGUACUUUUGACAUGUGCCUGAGUAAGAUAAUGCUGAUGCCAUAAUUGUAUGUGUGUGUUAAUACUUGUCAAAUCAGUUGUUACCGUUCAAGGGAUACUUUUGUUUGUUUUUCACGGGGUGAAAGAUUUUGUUAGUUCAUCGUGUCAACACGAAGCCUGAGUCCGUGUGAACUUUAAGCUUUCAUGUCUUCCAUGGAAAGUGUAGGCAUGGCAAGUCCCACAAGGCUCCUGCCUACUCCAUUAACUCAUAGAUAGAUUCUGCUUGUAUUUGCCACCUGAGGUGACAGGACCAGACGGGCUUCCCCAGGCCUGGCUAUCCAGACACCAGGGAGACCCUGCAGCCCCGAUCCUAAGUAGUCCUAGAGGCUGUACUUCGUCCGCCUUCAAGGAGGUCGACCUUCUAAUGUACGAAGAGUGGGAUGCAUUUGAUGUCAAGACCAAAGACAGAUGUCAGCAGGACUGCUCUGGCUCUGGUGUGCAUGGCUGUGUCAGCCAUCGAGGCAGCGUCCUCUAACUCCUGCCACCCUCGUGAUUAAACACCUUUACCAUGACCCUUGGGAAUAAGCAAGGGUAGGGCUGUAUCUGUCCCACGGAGUUAUUUCCCGUAAUCAUUCUGUGUCCAGUGCCCUUCACCUGCUUUCCCAUGCCAGGGGGAUGUUGACACCGGGCCCAUAGUAACUAGUGGUAGGAACCUUAGAAACAAGACCACUUAGACCAACUGAGGCAGAAGAUAACAGAGCAGCAUCUCGACCAACCUCUGCCUUAAAGGAAAUCUUUAUUAAUCUCGUGUGAUUCACAGAUGUUCUUUAACACAAAAAACCCCAACUUCUAGAGAAGCACAGUCAUCAUGAGUGUCGCUUCAGCUUUGCAUCUUGAGUCUUGUAUUCAGAGAAACUCAAAGUGGUACAAUUUGUUUACACUAUGAUACUUUCUAAAUAAACUCUUUUUUUAAAA